GAUGUCUGCAUGGAGAAUGGGCUGAUGGGAGGAAGUGGUGUGUUCAAGACAAGACAUACAUGUAAACAGUCAUACCUGGAAAGUCCUCUCCUUGGCGUUGAUGACUGAUUGGUACAAAAUACAGAUUACCUACAUUUAAAAAGAAAACAGGAAUCAAAAUAUUGGAAAUACAGAGAUAAUGCAAAAGGAAUGUUUUAAACUGAUAUGGAUCUACGGAGAAGCAACCCAGUCCUCCUGAUGGACUCAUUAAGUAUUCAAAAUCUGCUUGUCACAUAACAUGGAGGGGAUUGUUGCUAGUUGCUGUGCAAUGGCUAGACCUGUUUUGUACUCUAAUUUGUUUAGAUAAUAAGUAUUCUGACAUGAUGCUGGAAGUUCUAUUAGAAGACUAUCUUACAGGAAAAGCAGUAAAACAAUGAGUAUAAAAAUGGAAAGUGGAUUUUGUGACACUGGAGAUUCGCAAAUUGAUCAGAAGCAGACGGGCAGUUUGUUACUAAAAAUAAAUAAAACAGCAGACGGCAAAGAAUGUGAAGUGAGGUGCAAGUAUUGAUGACAAGACUGAUUGUUUAAGCUGUAGUAUCAACACCUAAAGAGAUCAUUGUGUGUGACAAGAGGUUUUGCAAGUUACAUACACAUCAGGUUUGAGUCCUGCCAAAGUCAGCUUUUACGGAAGGCCAGGCGUUCUUCGGAGCCCCAUUUAUGUCUCUGAUAAUAUAACACUAUUGUUGACAUUUAGAUGAAAGACUUUCCCAACUGUUGCUGCCUUCAAAGAUCCCAUCAUCUUCAUUCGGUACAAAGCUGACCCCUGAUUGGAUAGAAUAUUUAAGAACUGAUGUUUCAUUGGCCAGUGUGACAAAAGAAUACUUAUUAAAAUACAGUUGAAAAAACAACAACAGUAAAUCCUUUUUUUCCGGACAUUUUCUUUUCUAGAUAACUAAAAAGGUGAAAACAUUUUGUGACAUGUAAGCACUAUGUGUGACAUUAAUAUGUGGCACUUUAGCAGUUUUGAAGUUACCAAGUCCUUGUGACAUAGACUUUUAAAUCUGUAGGAGUGACACUGACAUUCAACAGUGCUAGAAGAGACUUUUAUAGUUUAGAAUGAGAAACUGACCAUUGAGAUGUAACAUUGACAUCAGCAGGGGAAUGCCCAUGCACAGCAUGAUGAAAGAACCAUGACUGAUAUGGAUAGGCAUAUUAAACAAACAUGCGAUAGACUUUCAUGUAUAAGACAGCAUUUACAGAGUCCAGGAGGUUUUCAGAAUGCAGCCAGAGAGUUACUGGACUGGUGCUCAGACUCUAGAGCCUUUCAAGAACCAUUUGAGAACACCCUCAUCAGCUGUCUGACAGUUGUAAGCCGUGUGGCAGCUCAGCCUGGCUAUGAUCUUGACCUUGGUUACAGGUUAUUGGCAGUUUGUGCAGCAAAUAGGGAAAAGUUCUCUGCAAAAUCUUCAGGUCUAUUAUCUACAUGGUGUGAGGAAUUGGGUCACCAACUGUUAGUACGCCAUCAAAAAACACAUCCCAAUAACAGUAAGGGACCAGGGGACAUGCACCCACAGCUCCAGAAGCACAUGGGGCCAAUGGGAGCAUGUGACCCAAAUGUUGGAUGGCAAGGUCAGCACGGUGGGGCUGGUCCCCAACAGUCUCUGUCAGUAGUAACCACAGUGUGGGGAGUCACGCCUACAACCCAGACGACCCCAUACAACCACACAACCCCUGGUGGCUACAACACAAACACUACAAUGAGCAACACAAACUACACACAACCACCUCAGGGAUUCCCCGGCAAUCAGAUGCAGAAACCAGGCUACGAAAGUAACGCAGGCAUUUACCAAAGGAGCAAUUCUUAUCCAUGUCCGAGUGGUUAUCCACCAACCCCCAAUACCCCAGGAUCAAACACACCCGUUUCUAUGGCACCAAAGAAUGACUACCAUGCACCACCAGCAGCAUUGUCUGCAGCAGCUCUGGUGGCAGCCGCAGCUACGGCAACAGCAACUGCCACGGCAACGGCAACCUUAUUACAGGAGCAGCAGACACAGCAGCAACAGUUUGAUAUGCAGUAUAAUAACCAAUAUAAUCCUCAGAUGCAGAUGGGCCCAGGUAAUCAAGCAGCUCAGUAUAACAAUCAAGGCUAUGGAGGUAUGCCACAAAGACAUCCAAACCUUAUGGGUACUGGUCGUACACCGGGUCCCGGGCCUGGGCCAGGCCCGAUGAAGAGUAAUAUGAUGGCCAUGUAUCAUCAGAGAAGGGCUGCAUCAGCCCCGUAUCCCCAACAAAUGAUGAAUAGCAUGCAGGGUAUGCCAACCAAACGUCCAAUGUCGCAAUAUCCACCAAAUGGAGCACAGUACGGACCUCAGGGGCCCUAUUCCCAGUACCCAACAAAACCACAGUAUCCCAGCCAGCAGCCCCUUCCAUCACCUACAUAUGGCCCACCACAGCCAGGUAUGAGACCCAAUGGGCCAUAUCCAAAUGGUCAGAACCCAUAUAUGACCCAGGGACAAUACCCGCCAACACGGCCUAGCAUGAAUGGCCAGAGCUAUAACCACUACUCGUCCAGUCCUACACAAAAUACUUUUCAGCCAAAUAGCAACAUGAAUUACCCUCAUUCCCCAUUACCAGGCAACCCUACUCCACCUAUGACCCCAAACAGUGUCCCUUACCCACCUGAUGUGAAACCAAAUAUGAUGGCUGGCCCAGCAGCAGUAAAGAAAGAAAUUGACGAGUUGAGGCUGACAUUUCCAGUCAGAGACGGUGUUGUUUUGCCGCCAUUUAGACUGGAACACAAUCUGGCGGUCAGUAAUCAUGUCUUCCACCUACGGGAGUCAGUCUACCAAACUUUGAUGUGGAGGUCUGAUUUAGAACUUCAGUUAAAGUGUUUUCAUCAUGAAGAUCGGCAGAUGAACACCAAUUGGCCGGCAUCUGUGACGGUCAGUGUAAAUGCAACUCCGUUACAGAUUGAGCGGGGAGAAAAUAAAACGGCGCAUCGGCCACUUUACCUCAAAGAAGUCUGUCGGCCAGGACGGAAUACAAUACAAAUCACUGUUACUGCAUGUUGUUGUUCUCAUUUAUUUGUUCUUCAAUUGGUACAUAGGCCAAGUGUAAGGUCCGUACUUCAGGGUUUAUUACGCAAACGUUUGCUACCUGCAGAGCACUGCAUUACCAAAAUCAAAAGGAAUUUCACGACUGCGGCAUCAAACAAUGGUGGAAUCAAUGGCGAUGAUGGGGUAGAGCAAACUGGAAUCAAAAUAUCAUUAAAAUGUCCGAUAACUUACCGACGGAUAGCAUUACCAGCACGAGGUCAUGACUGUAAACACAUUCAGUGCUUUGACCUAGAAUCAUACUUACAGUUAAAUUGUGAGCGAGGCCAGUGGAGAUGUCCUGUCUGCAAUAAGCCAGCAUUACUGGAGGGUCUGGAAAUAGAUCAGUAUAUUUGGGGAAUCCUAACAAACUUACAAAAUACAGAAUUUGAGGAGGUCACCAUAGAUCCAACUGCAAGUUGGAAACCUGUACAGCUGAAAAAUAUCAAAGAAGAGGAAUCUGGAACAGAACCAUGUGCAAGAUGGAUGAAGGCCAUGUCUCCAGCCAGUAUGCAGUUACCCACUAUGAACUCGUGGGAUAUGGGGCCGGCACAUUCUCCAUACAAUAACAUGCCACCUUCAUCAGGUCCACCAUAUUCUUCAGGAAAUUACGGUGGUGGUCAGGGCGGACCAGGAACCCCGGGCUCGUACCAGCAGAACGGGCCACAAAACGGGGAUUUCAGUAAUAUGCUACCUAUGUCACCUAUCAAUAAUAACCUGGCGAGCAUGAAUUCUAUAAACAAUAAUGACAUGAUGAAUAAACCGAUCAAUCAGGCAGGAAAUCAAGGUCAAUAUCCAUUAUCCCCGCCUCAAACAAAUUCACCACAUUUGCGCCAUCCUGACCAAGGCAUGAAUAACCACAUCCCACCCUCAUCCAGUUCUAGCCAAUCACAGCCCAUUUGUACCAAUAAUUCAGCCAAUGGGACGCAAUCAUCACAAAUGCCCCAUCCUCAAUCACAAGCCCCACCCACAAGUCAGCAAAACACAGUUGGAGAUGACCUGAACUUUGACCCAACUGCCAUUAUUGAUGACGAUGGAUCAGGGCCAUCUCUAGAUCUGGACACUUUAGGAGGUGAUCCGCUAGAGUUGCUGUCAUAUCUUGGCCCAUCAGAGGGAACCGAUAACUCAACGCCCAAUGGUUCUGCAAACCAGAAUAACGUUAACAAUGUGACUAGCACAAACACAAGUGAAGACAUUUUGUCAUUCUUUGAGUCAUAGCUGUUAUAAGAUAUUGUUAUUAUAUUUAUUAGAAAUCAAAAUACAGACAUUUAUUUAAAUGCGUAUCAGUAAUUUUGAUGACUUGGAACUUACCAAAUAUAUAUCUGGUAGCUCAGAGAGAGUAUUUAUAUGAUCGACAUCAUAGGGCGCUCAAAUCGAUUUUCAAGAAGGGUGAGAGACUGGGGUACUGAAGUGUUUAUCAUGCAUACUCACUUGUAUUAUACCAGACAGUGCUAAAACCAAUUCUGUAUACAGGAUGGGAAAUAUUUUAGACAAAUGGGUUGGUGUUGGAAUGGCUUGUGUUAGAAACGGCAAGGACAGCUUGCGUCGUUAGCCAAGGAAUACUUUAUAAGAUGGUUGAAGAAGGAUGAUGGGAGAAAGGGGAAACAGUGCUUACUAUACAAUCCUGUGAUUUGUUACUACUUUUUGUCAUUUUACAUUGUGCUAGGCCAGUGAUAGGGGCGGUGCCUCAUUGACAUAUAAUACAAGCUUUGCUUGGCAUGUUACAUUAUACCGAAGUGAAGUGUGUUAAAAUGUUGACAGUAAAGUGAACAGUUUGAAACUUACAAAGUGAAAGAGAUAGAUAGAAGAGAUAGAUGAAGAUGUUAGAGGAACAAGUGAAAUUCAAAUGGCUUAGAAUGAUCAAUGAUUCAGAAGAAAAAGUUUUCACUCAGUGAAAACAUAGCCAUUAUUGGGGCUCUCAGAAAGAUGGCAGUGGUGCCAUGGAGGGGUUCUCACAAUAGAAGUGUGAUCUCAGACUUGAAAUUCUCAAAACUUAUUAACCCCGGAUCAAUUUAACAUCAUGAAACUUAACCAUGAUUCUAGUUCUCGUGAUUAUAUACAUAUACUUUAUACUGUGUAUUUAUUCAAUGGCCAAGACAGUAUUGUGACCAUGACAAUUGUUGCUCUGUGCCUGUGUUACUAAAAAUAGCCAACAAAGUUCAAAAUGAGGCCAAGUUUGUGUUUUUAUGCUCUACCUUGUUUUUUUUUGUGGAGAACAGUGUUUCAAAGAGUUAUUAAGAAGUUAGACUAUUUGUUUUUACCUAUUGUUCUAGUUGUGAAUAGACUCUUUGAAGAGAUAAUAUAUAUUUAUCGGCAAGAUUUUAGCAGACGUCAAAUUUUGCCUAGAGUAAAAAUGAUGAAAGGCAGCAAAGUUAAAAAAAAGUAUAUAAAAAAUAUUUGUUGAAUAUAUCAUCAAUAUCAAAGUCCAGACAUCAGUGUAAAUAUGAUCUCGCUUGUAAGUGUUUAAAAACCCCAUAUGUAUCAAAUAACUACGGAAAAUUGCAUCAAAUGAGCCGCGUCACGACAAAACCAACAUAGUGCGUUUGCGACCAGCAUGGAUCCAGACCAGCCUGCGCAUCUGCGCAGUCUGAUCAGGAUCCAUGCUGUUUGCUAACCAACUCUAUUACAAGUAGAGAAACUGAUAGCGAACAGCAUGGAUCCUCAUCAGACUGCGCGGAUGCGCAGGCUGGUCUGGAUCCAUGCUGGUCGCAAACCCGUUAUGUUGGUUUUGUCAUGGCGCAGCUCAAAUUGUUAUUUAUUUAUUUUGUCAUUUAGAUGAGUUUUUUCCUUAAGUAGUAUGUAUUCAUAUAUAUAUUAUAUAUAUAUUUUGUGUCCAAAAAGAUGUGUGUUUUCUUAAAAAGGCAUGUAGUUUAUAUAUAUGUGGCAUAUCUUCUAAACAAAAGCAAUAGUGUGUUUAUAAAAAAAAGAUGCAAUAUGAAAUUUGAAGGUAUCUGUGCAAAAAUAACCAAAAAUAUUGAUACAUCAACUUUUUUUAUCAGUCUGUGUACUAAAAUGGUUUCUUAGCUUAAUAAGUAAGAGAGGUUUCGUAUUGCCAAUAAGUUUUUCUGUUGACGUUUUACUUUUUGUUUUUUGUUCUACGUUAGUAUCGCAGUAUUGAUUGUUUAAAAUAAAAUUCAACUGUUAUAAAUCAGAACUGAUAGGAUGCAUUAAUUAAAAUGAAAUUAUUUUUUUAUAAUUAAUGGAAAAAAAAAUAAGUAAGUCAACUUGGUCAUGUAGAUCUCAAUGCGAAUGGUGUUUUUGUCACCGAUUGUUAGCUUUUCCAAGAUAUAAAUGACUGCCAGCACUGAAAACAACUCUUAUCAGCAUUUAUUCUUUUCAUUUGAAUUGAAUUUUAGGUUAUGAAUUUUUUUAGGUUAUGAAAUGAUAAUAAAGCAACAUAAAUAAUAAAGCAACUUACAUAUUCCAACAACCUUUUCAUAUUUUCAACGUCUAAAGGGUAAUUCCUCUUUUUUUCCCAUAUUUUUGAAGCAUCACAAACUUCUUCUUUUGAUGUCAUUAUCAGAAUGAUUCAUGACAUAAAGGGUUGUUUCCUCAUGCAGGCAGUCAAAUAUAGUAUAGAUUAAUAUAAAGAUGAAUUUUAAGAUAUAUAAGACAGUAUUUUAUCAUUUGCAAGAAGCCAUACACCUUACAGCCUCUGUGUUUUUUUCCUAUUGCAUAGAAUAGUGUUUAAUGUUCUAAAAUGUUGGCGAUGGAAGACUUGAUUUGCUUUCUGAAUUAUUUGAACAAUUUAUACCUCAUUGUAAGACAAUUUAAUCUCAGGAUUAUUCUAUAGUCUCUAAGCUGUUUUUAGUUUUGAAGAAGAAAAAAAAAACAAGUUUCAGGCAUAUGGUUUGAAAAGUAUUUUAUAAUUGUAAAAUUUAAGUAUUAAGUUUUCCUGUAUUUUUUUCUGGCUGGGGGUACGUGAAUUAAUCUUCUUGAGUGAGGAAAAGAAUGUUUUUUUCAAAUGUAAAAUCUUGUUAGAAUUAUCUAUGUAACUCAAUAUUUCAUAAUUGUUUCUCCUAAGUUGAUAAACCUCCAUAGUGUACACUCUAAUGGGCAAUACUUUUGUUAGCUAUGAUUGUUGAUUCUUUCUUUAUCUAUGCAGUUAUUAAUUAUUAAAUUUCAAUUUGUAAGUUGUAUAGGGUAACAAAAAUGGGUAAAAGAUUAGUUUGAGAAAAUUCCAGGAUGGGUAAAAAAAAAGUUGUAAAAUUUAAUGUACACAUCCUUCUCUCGACCUCCAUUUCUUUCUUGUUUCUUCUUGUUUUCUUUCGUAUAUUUUAAGCAAAUCAAGUGUUUAUAGCAAGACUGUGGCAUGCUGUUCUUUUAGUUUAUUCAGUUACAAUAGUAUUGCAUUAAAUCCUUACCCUGCUGAAGUAGACUAAGACUAAUAAGGACAUAGUUUCAAUGAAGUUUCUAAAAAGAAAAUAUCUUUUCCUGCAGUAGUUUUGGAAUACCAACUGUUCAGCUUGUGACAUAAGUUGAGUGAAUUAUAUUUUUCUAUCAAGAAGUGUACCUAUAGACUGAUGUUACUGUUUAUUUUAUGAAACAUUGAGUUUUAAAAUUAAUUGAUUUUCUGGUCUGAAAUUCUUCAAGUUACGUUUUUUUUUGCAUUUUAUAGGGUUAUGAGGGAAAAAACUUAAUGACUUAAGAAAUUUGUUGAAUGUUUAUAGGAAAUUUCUUUCUUAAAAACAAAUUCUGUAAUUUUUUUUCUGAAUGAAUGCAGGGAUGGAUGUUAUAUUAACAAAUAAGAAUGAUUGUAAAGUGAAAAAAAAGACAUUACUUUGUAGAGUACAGUUAUAGUUUUUUUGUCAUUCAGAUAAAGUUUAAAGGUCAAUGUUAUAUUAAAUUUAUAAGUCAUACAUCAAGUAUGAGUCAUAUAUUAUUGCAUGAGAAUAACUGUUAAGUAAAUGUUACAUUAUUUUAUGAAACUUUGAUAUGUAAAUUUAGUUCUUCUCUGAAAAAAAUGUUCAGAGCUUGGUAAUGAUGCCUUGUUUCAAUUUACACUCAUCAUUGUAUUUAAAAAAACAAAAAAAAACAACAACUUUAUUUGGUCCAAGGAAUUCUUUACAUAAGGAGGUAAUAUUUCUUAAAUGGUUGUCUUAGGAAUGAUUUACAUACACAUAUUUUUCAAAAAUAAUUAUUGACAGUUUUCAGAAGACCUUUGACAAAUCAUGACUACAGUUUUAUAGGAAGUGGUGAUUUUACUGUUACUGUUCUGUAGAGAAGUUCUAUCUGUCCAUUAUUAUCAAAUGUGCUAGCAUGAGGCAGUCAAGAUUAUAGAGUUUAGUAUGGCUACAUGGGAAUGUAGGCUAGCCUGAAUCUAUACUGAUAUUACAGUGAAGUCAUCAUGGCUGCUAUAAUAACAGUUAAAAUAUUAUAAUAUCAUAUAAAGGGUCAUCAAAAUCUUUCCUUGAACAAGUCAAUUCAGAAUGGCAGUUUUAACAAGUUUCUUUACACAAAAUACACAAGUUUUAAAAUAAAACAAAAAAAUAGGAAACAUUGGAAUUCUUAAUGCAUUCUGAAGUCUUCAAGAAAAGUGAAAUGUAUUGUUAAUAUAUUCAGUAGUUUUCAGAAGAAAAAAGGUGAUCUUAUUGUUUAAAAUAUCAAUUUCAAUAAUUUGCAUUUUCUGAUUUUUGAACACAAUUUUUCCCUGUGUGAAUUAAGCAUUAUUUUGUCUGUUAUACAUUAAACAUAGAACUUGGUUAGUUAGAUAUGCGGACAUGAAAGCAUUACGUUAGUAUAAGCAUCAGACCUUUUUUGCACAGACUCAUUACAGGCAUACGUAGGACCUGUGUAUGUUUUAUACUUUACAAUGAUCAAAUAUUUUUGACAACACAUUAUUAUUCUUUUAAGAUGACGCAAUAUUGUUUUUUUUAUAUAUAUAUAUAAUUUGCAAUUUACAAGUUUAUUCAUUUAAAUCAUUACUGCAAUUUUUUGACCAUUCAAAUUUUACGGAAUGGUUAGAAAUAAGCACAAAUCAUGGACAGAUUUUUUUUUCAUUAAAAAAAAAAUGACAAUGUAAUCUAAAAUUGUAUUGUUUUUUAUCGUUAUUUAUGUUAAUGUAUUAUCUGUACAAAGAAUUUGUUUUUUCUGUAUUUUUAGAUAUAAAUGUGUAGGUAGUCUUGUAUAUAAUAUUCAUAUUUAAAAUGAACAAAUUUUUCAAGUAUUAAAACUUCUGUUAUAUAAAUAUCAUUCUUUGGGUUAUGUUACCGUUGUACAGACAUCGUGGAGUAGUCUUACUUUUAAAAAGUAAAUGACUAUCGCCUAUCUCUUCCUUAAAUCAUCUCAUAUAUUUACAAAAAAAGGCCACUUUUGCCAAGCUGUGUGUCAAGGUUUUGUCAGAGUUACCCCUCUUUGAUAUGAACUCUUCAGCUGGAGUACAGAAAUUCUUUGUGAUUAAUUAGGUUCUUGCAUCAGUCACCUGCUGUAUUGUUUAUGAAUAAAAGUAUUUAUGUAGAAAUUACUCAAACUAUUUAAAACUGAAGAUCAUAUUAGUGAACACAAAAUAGUUGAAAUAUCUUCCAUAAAGAAAACAGCUAUGUUAUUACAGUAUUGCACAGUAAUAUAUCACUCCUGACAGAACAUUGUCACAUGGCUUGUUGCGAGAGUAUGCCUUUAUUUGUUCCCACAAAUUUUUAAUUGUUAUCAUUUACAUGUUACCCAUCUUCAUUUCUGUAUUUCUUUCUACAAAAAAACAUUUUCUGUAUUCCUUUAUAAAAACUGCAAUAAUCUGUUAUAAAACUUCCCAGACCGGCCUGAAAAGUUUAUACAAAUAUUUACUGUGACUGUUACAUUAGGAAUCACUUAACAGAUGUACAAAUAAAAGCAUCCACUGUGAAUAAACGUUUUCCCUAUAGUUGAUUUAACCAGAAGUUCUUCUUUAACCAAUAAACAAAUAUGCUAUUUCUUACAAAACCAAUGUUAUUAUCUUAUGUAAACACAUCUAAAUAAAUUUAUUAAGAGUAAAACACCAAGAUAUUAAUUUUUAAUAUCAUAGGAAGUCAAAAUUGCAACAAAUAAUUUUCCAAAAUUGUUGUCGAUUAAUUUAAAUGGUUGUUAUAAUAUUCCUCAUUUCUUCCCAUUUUAAAUCUGUUAUAGUGAAUGAUUAUGUGUAGAAAAAGUCUAUUGACUAAUGGCGAAACACUGGUGUAAUCAAAACCAAUCCUUUGUUCAUUAACAUAUUUUGUAACAAAAUUUUAUUGCAAAACUGUGCAAUUUAAGUAUCACCUUAUAACCAUAACAUGCAAUUUGUUUUUACUUCUACAGCAAUAUUUUAUGUGUGCUACACUCUUGUUUAACAUCAAAUAGAGCAAAAAACGAAACCUAGAGAUGUUGAAUAUCUGCUGAAAAUAUCAGAUCUCUCCUGUCAGCCUAUAAAAUAUACAAAAAAUCAACUCCACCAACCUAUAUUUCAUUUCUUUGUUCUUAACAUAUACUUGUAUACAAAGUUAUAGAGCACAAAUUUUCAGAAGAGAAAGAAAACGCGUGUAAUUCUUCCAUAGUAAUUAUUGAAGAUAGAAAAAAAGUAAUGCAAUUGUCUUUUUAUUUUGGCAUGAGUAUUAAAAAAUGUUUAUACAGUCCACUGUAUAUUUGAUUCAGCUCAUCUUCUAUGUAUGAUAUAUUGGUAAACCUUAAGCUCAAUAUACUUUGAAUUUUGCUCAUCUCUUAUCAAACAUCUCUUUAGCUCGUCUCCUUCAUUUACUAUCCCCCCAUUCUAUUGCAGUAAAAUUUAUUUUAUAUCCGUAAGAAAAAAAAAACAAUAUCAGCGGUUUCUGAAAGGAUGAAUUAAUUUUCUCCUUCAAAUUUUAAUAAAGUUGUUAAAAAACAUUUUUAUUCUCUUGAUAAGAUUAUUGUAGAACGUUUUUUCUUUGUACAAAGUAAUGUUGUGCAAUGGCAUGCGUUGCUAACUUGUAAGGUAUGCACUUGUUUGCAUCAAAAUAUAAAUGUAUCUUAGUCCCUAUCAUGUGAUCAUUAUUUAUCUAAUAAAAACAAAAUAUACUUGAAACAA
Molecule: messenger RNA, 11079 nt
Organism: Ruditapes philippinarum (Manila clam)
Lineage: Eukaryota; Metazoa; Mollusca; Bivalvia; Venerida; Veneridae
Product: zinc finger MIZ domain-containing protein 1-like
Exons: 24
Coding region: 1170-4289 (1039 amino acids)
Biological process (GO): protein sumoylation; regulation of transcription by RNA polymerase II
Molecular function (GO): zinc ion binding; SUMO ligase activity
Source: RefSeq, a predicted model, not a curated record